This is a messenger RNA of Racocetra fulgida, 1292 nucleotides long. Lineage: Eukaryota; Fungi; Glomeromycota; Glomeromycetes; Diversisporales; Gigasporaceae. The record is from the annotation of a GenBank genome assembly.
UGAACAAGAACAAUAUAUUAUUCCAAAUGAGCAAGAUGUUUCAAAUGAACAAUAUAUGAUUUCAAGUGGAAAUGAUAUGUUUCUGAGUGAUGUUGGUAACAGUAAUUAUACUGGGACUGGUGUCUCUACAAAAUCUACCGUGAGUUCCUUUAUGAAACAUAGGCAGCUACCAGAAAAUUGGAUACAACAAACUUCCGAAGCUGAUAAUACAUAUUAUUAUUUCAAUACGGUAACUCAAGAGAUGAGAUGGACUUAUCCUGGUGAUGAAUUCACUCCUGGAAAUGAGCAAGAACAUGAUACAAGAUCUAUAACUAUACCAAAUAACAUUGUACCUAAAUACACGGGACCAGAUAUUCGAUGCGUUGUGGCAUAUGACGAGAAUUUGCAACUUGUAGCCUGGGGAUACCCGGCCUUGGCCCAAGAACCUCCAAAAAAAAAAAAAAAGUUAGCUAAACCGCAGCCUAAACCGGUAGAAUUAUUCAUGUUACACCUCGCCAAUAUAAAGGAGGAAGACAAACCACCCCUUCCACCAGGCUUAGAUGCAAAAAGAGCCAUUACCGAUUAUUUACAUGAAAUGAAUAAACUCAUUUUAGAAACAUUAAAUAGUCGAUGGCCAGAUCUUACAACAAGAACUUUAUUACCUGGCAUGAAAAUUGGUGAAAUUACCGAACGUAGUGGUGAUCUAUGUGGCAGUUCUUCUGUUGACCGUGAAUUCCUAAAAUUUCUUGGUCGAAAAUUAGGAUUCGCUGCAAUGAAAAAACUAAAAGAAAAUUACUAUGAACAAAUGCAAUAUUUGGUCCAACAAUUUUGUUCAAGAGCAAAAUUUUCAUUUAACGGAAAUCCUAACGAAUAUACUCCAAAGGAAUUGGAUAUUGAACGUAUAUGCCCUGCAUUGAUGCAGUAUGUUACCGGUCAGGUCAGAGAACAAAUGGAAGAGGCUGAAUGGUUGAUUGAUUUAGACUUUCAAACAGUGAAAGAUAUGUUUGAUCCAGUUGUUAAAAAGAUUAUCGAUUUGAUUCAAAGGCAAUGUGCGUCGACCGAACGUAGAUAUGCAGCUAUGUUUUUAGUAGGAGGAUUUAGUGAAAGUCAAUACUUGCAAACUCAAAUUCGUCGACAAUUUGCGACACAAAUCCCAAUUAUUGCAGUUCCUAAACAUCCCAUAGCAGGUGCUGUAGAAUAUGGUUUAAAUCUGGAUAUUGUUCAAACUCGAGUUUUAAAAUUCUGUUACGGUGUAGAAGUUAGCGUAAAAUGGGAUAAGUCAGAUCCACCAGAACGUCGUACACCCUCUGGCC